UAAACAUUGUUGCCUACGCGGAAUGGGUGCACUGUGGUUGAAAGCCGUCGGAUCAGUUUAAUUCCGAGACGCAGAUGUUGGACUACAUAAUUUUACCGGUCGUAUCGCCAGAUUUUUAAUUGAUAGUUAACUUGAUAAUGAUGAUUUAUAUAAGACGUUAUUUCAAUCCAUUUAUUAUUGCAGUUGCUGCUGAGUACUUAGUUCACGUAAGCUGUCAGACGGAUCACACAGCAUCACCACCAACGGAAGCAACAGGCCUACCCCAAUCGUUGUUACUGACGCUUAUCGGUGUAGUUAGCUUACUAUUGGGACUCGUUUGUCUGGGCAUAAUUGGCCUCAUUUGUUUUUAUUUCCGAAGGGUCAGUAAAGAAAAAAACUAUCCCUUGCCUCAAGACCGAAGUAAAAGUACUACCGAAGAGCAAGAGUUGUCAACUCGAGUCUUUUAUAUCAAACCACCAGUAAUCGGCAGUAGUAUGUAUGAUGUAUCUACAGUGGUAGAGAUAGUCAAAUCCAAGGGUGACACAACAGACAUGGCGGUAGCACCAGAAAGAUCAUUCGCAACGCUGGUAGAUAGGCCAGUUAUAGUGCAUCCAGAAAAACAAAGGAUUGAUGAUGACGUCACACUGGAUACCACUGAUGAAGAAACUAAAGUGCCGUACAUGGCAAACUACCAGCGAAGAUUCACUGACGUCACAUGUGAUGAUGACGCUACAUCGGCGAUGUAUGAAUCAACAAGUAAAGAUCGGGUCUUCGGUUCUCCAGUUGAUACACAUAAUCCGGAUCCGGACGGUGAUCCGGUUUUUGGAUCACCAGUUGAUAUACAUAAUCCUGAUCCAGAUGGUAGACAAAGUAUUUCUUAGGCUUUACCUUCUUGUCAAGUCUUGGUUAACUUAUAAUAUCGCUCAUUUUCUGAAAGGCAAACCAUUGGUGUAAAAUGCAUUAAACAACUUUAACCGAUUGGUUUAUCAUCAAUAGUUUGUGAAUUGUUUUCUGGUGAAAUCCGUGAGUGGACAAAGACAAAAAUAAACUUGACCUGGAUUUAUGCACCGGCAACGUAUGUUAGUAACGAACUGACACGUAAUCUGGAGGUCGCAGGUUCCAAUUCCCAUCGAGCCAAACUUUCUUUGUUAUGUUAACACAAUCGGCUUCCUUGUUAACAAAACACCAAGAAGGCCUAUAUCUAAAAAGGAAGCCGACUGAUGGGUAAAUUAUCAUAAAAUUCUUGGUAAAAAAAAAAGAGAGAUCAGAGUCAUCCAAAGAGUAUGGACACAGCUCUUUUGAAGCCCGUAAACAAAGUGUUUGUUCUCACAUACUGUAGUGUUAGUUGACAACGCUGAUGGUAAAACUUUACUCAACGUCUCUCUGCCAACACCCCUUUUUGUGGGCUAAUAUUUCACUUCGGUUUGGUAACUUCUCUUGUUAUUAAUAUACCCCAACCAAAAUGAGUUCAGAGAGGUAAUUGCUGGUUCAAAGUUUUACCCGUCUCCGUUGUAUAAUUCCACAUAUUAUAGAACUAAGAUCUAAAAAUAGAAUGUGGUGGUUGCAUUAAAUACAAACUAAAAAAAUAGACGAGUAGGCCUAAAACCGGUGCUUGUGUAAUAAUUAUAUUAAUAUGAUGUUUUAAUUUCCUGUUUUUUUCUCACUGUAUUAAAACAAAAAAAUUGUAUAUUUUA
Asterias rubens (European starfish) is the source of this 1673-nucleotide messenger RNA. RefSeq lists its product as uncharacterized. Bases 138 to 860 code for a protein of 240 amino acids. NCBI's taxonomy places the organism in Eukaryota, Metazoa, Echinodermata, Asteroidea, Forcipulatida, Asteriidae. The record is from RefSeq and is a predicted model, not a curated record. The transcript is spliced from 4 exons.